Messenger RNA from Petromyzon marinus (sea lamprey), 5791 nucleotides. RefSeq lists its product as uncharacterized. NCBI's taxonomy places the organism in Eukaryota, Metazoa, Chordata, Hyperoartia, Petromyzontiformes, Petromyzontidae. The record is from RefSeq and is a predicted model, not a curated record.
GGAUCGCAAAUACCAAUACGGUGUGUCGAAGAUCGAUUUUAAAUCAGUACGAUGCCACCUGCUAUGACUUAACGGUCCAGGUCACGUGGUCAUUGCCGGAACAAGAUGAUUGAAGCAAACCAUUUAAGCGUGGGCGGGUAAAACGUGGGGAGAUGAGUGCUUCGAAUGCACAUUGAGAGGCAGAAGGAGGAGCGCGUGGAUUAAUGAGAGAACACGAGCAGGUUAACAGCAUCAAUAAACCUGUGAACAAAGGUGAGAAUCAGAAUCUGUAUUUAGACUGGAGAAAUCCGAUGAGCAAUGAAGCUCUUUUUUUAACACGUGUCCAGUAUGGGCGGGUGUUGGGCAAGGACGCGUCGUGGAGUUGCAGCCAAGGAAUGGAACGCGUCCGAGAAGACGUCGACAGAGGAGAUGGAGCGAUUGUGUCAGUGAUUGCAUCGCGGAAUCGUGAGUGGUGACACACACCUUGGGGGAGAUAUUAAUCCAGCAGGGGAUUGACCCUGGCUAUUGAUAAUUAUGAAUCCUUAAAUCCUGGAUUUUAGCGUCUGGAAUUAGCGAGAGUCUAAAACCCUGAGCCAGGAGCUGUCCUCCAGAAUCCAAAUACGUAGUCGGCAGAGGCUCGUUCGUGCAUUACAUUCCUGAAUUCAGGAUCCUGGAGCCAGGAUUUCCGCAUAAAAACCACGACUCACCCUUGGUCUCCACCACACGUGUCUCCCCUCUGCAACAGCAGCUGUAGCAUCAGCAGCAACAGCAGCAGUGGCAUCAGUAGCAGAAGCAGCAUCAGCAAAAGUAGCAUCAGCAGUUGCGAAAUAAUUUCAAAGCAAAGCAUCCCCCAGUCUUCAAGACCUCCACAGAUGAUAGACUUCCAUCGCCAUCGAUGUCAUAAGUUGACCUCAAUUAAAUUAGCUUAACUUUCCAUUUCAUUUUUUUGCGAAUACGUUAACGAAAACGCUUGUAAUUGGUGUUUUAAAGCGUUCAUUAUUUUUGGUUAAUAUUAAACGAAGCCUUUUUUAGGGUUAAUUUUUAAGACUGGAUUCGGGUGCAGGUGACAGAAGAGACAGCCAUGCGGUGCUUGGGGAGUCUCCUGCUGCUUACAGGAUGGUGGAUGGUGGUUGGGGCAAAUUCUGACCCUCCAAGCGAUGUGACGACGGUCAAGGGGGUUUUGAGCACGUUGAAUGCAGUCAACCCCUCCGCCAGCACAUCUCCUCCACUAGCAACGCCCGCAACGACACAACUACCAUCGAAGGCGACCGUCACACAGCCGACAAAACAAUUAACUACUCUCAAUAAAAGCAACAACGUCGCAUCAUCGCCAUCAUCAACAGCACCGUCGUUAUCAACCCCAUUAUCAUCAACACCACCAUCAUCAACGCCACCCUCAUCAGCCACAACAACAUCCGUCGCAGCAGCGGCAGCGGCGGCGUCACCAGCCGCAAUAGAAAAAACGUCUUCGCACGCAGUUGCCACACCGGCAACAAAUACAGCAUCCACCCCCGCAAACACCAACAGCAUCACCCCCACGAACACCAACAGCACCACCCCCACGAACACCAACACCACCACCCCCUUCGGCAACAACAACCGCACAAGCGCCAUCGCCGCCACCACCACCGCGACCACCAUCACCACCGCCGCAAACGAGACCAACAUCGCCACUUCCCCCAGUACGAACGCGACGGAGUUACCCAACAACGCGAGCAUCACGCUGCAGACUGCCAAUUCCUCCACGGUUACCCCCACGUCGCCCUCCUCGUCCACCUCCCCAUCCGCCACCCCCGGCGUGUCUCAGGACGCUGCGACCGUGGUCGGUACUGGCACGACUCCGCCAUCGGCGACAGAAGCCGCGAAUUCGAGUGUGACCACUGCUGGUGGUGCUGCUGCUGGUGAAAUCAAUAAUAAUAAUACGAAUAAUAGAUUCGACGCAUCCACUGCCAAGACUGCGACGCCACAGGAUGCGAGUGAAGGUGGAGUGUCGAUCGAUGAUCGCGGCAUCGACGGCGGCAAAACGCUUCCACCGCCGACUGCUCGCCCAAGCAAGACCGAGGCCGUGACCGAGCCCGACAGCUCCGACAGCGGCCACCAGGCGGCGGGUGCCGAGCGUCCGGGCGGCCCGCGUCACAACGUGCGCACCGUGUUGCUCGCCGUGGGCUGCUCGUGCCUCGUGCUGCUCGUGUCCGCAAUGCUGCUCUACAGCAAGCGGCGCACGCGCAACAAGAGCUGGUACGUCCACAACGACCACCAGGUGCUCGAGAACCCCUGCUACGAGAACGGUUGCCACGACAACGGCGGGAACAGCAACGGCGGUUGCCACGACAACCCGGCGAUGGAGGCGAUCGCGGGCGGCCCGGCAGCGGCUGCGUCUGCGGCGGCUGCGGCAGACGGCUGGCCCGACGAGGCGUGGAGGUGCGACACGAGCCCCCCGCUCCGCCCGCCAGGCCGGGCCGCGCCCGCCAGGAUGAUGGCGUCCCCCUCGGUGGGAGUUGACGCGUGGGUCGUGCCGCUGGACAACGUGAGCUCGGGAGACGACCCGCUCGCGGGCCUCAUGCAGGACACGCGCCUGUGACGCGCGCGCGUUUGCGCGCCUGUGACGCGCAAGCCCGCGUGCGCGUUCGCACGCGGGCGCCCCCUCGCGGCAGCAGCGUCCCUACAGGCAGCAGCAGCAACAGCACUCGCAGGCAGCGCCAGUAGGACGAGAAUAGCACGAGCAGAGCCAACAGCAGUACUAGCAGCAGCACAAGGGGCAGCACCAGCAGCGGCACCAGCACGUCCGCGAGCAGCGCCAUCAGCACCACCAGCAGCACGGACAGCACCAACAGCAGCAGCACCGCCAGUAGCAGCGGUAACAGCGCCACCAGGACUAGAACAUCCCUAGCACCGCCAGUAGCAGCAGCAGCAGCAGCAAUAACAGCGCCAGUAGGAGUAGCAGCAACAGCAGCAUCAGCAGGAUUAGCACAGCACCCGAUCAGUGCGGAUUCGGGCAGUGGUUCUUCACCUUUAUCGCAGCCCUUGCACUCCUUGGGUAUCAAUCGUAAAAAAAAUAUAUAACGUGAAUAAGUACGUAGGUUCGAUGAAACAAAGUGUUUGUGCUCACGUGCCCGUGCUUAAUUUGUGUUUCGAUGAUUUACCUUCUAAAAAAUAAAAUCUGACCGUGUCUCGCACCACCAGAAAGGGCAUCUCGCAACCCCAGGGGGUGCACCCCAUGGCUUAAGGGAUGCUUGCGGUGACGGAUGGAAGUUCGUGGAGUGGGGUCCCCGUUUAGUUCGCGGGACUUUGCGUCGUGUGGCCGCGGGAGUGGGGGGGGGGGGGUGAGACGAAGUCACGUGCCCCCUCCGCCCCCCCUCCCCCUCUUUAUCUACUGUUUGAAAUAUUAAAGUCUAGCUCGCUACUGUGGCAGGGGACUGUAUUUUGUUUAACAUUCUAAACAAGGCAAGCGUGUGUCUUUUUUUACUUCGGCUUGAGCUAUGAUAUAUAGUGCUAUGGCGGCUAGUUUAUAUGAUAUUUGUUAAAUGACAGUUGUAUUAUGUUAUGAGGAUGUCAGUAAGUAUUAUUAGCUGGUGUGUUUUACUUUAUUUGUUUUACACGCGUAUUAACGUACUCACCUAGUAAUUUAAGCGCCAAUUUUAAAAUGCACGUGUUGCUUGUGUUCACGACGUAUUGAUUAAGGAUAUUAUCGCGACCGUCGGUAGAAAAAUCGAUGUCAUGACAACGCAUACCUGCUGUAAUGUAAUGGGCAUUCGACCAUGAUGCGGCAAUCGGUUGCAUUGUUACACACUCAUAAUCGAGACGACAUCCAUCGGAAUGACGACAACCACCACCAACACCACCACGGAUGCCAUUCCGUCUUUCAUCUCGACCACGCUCCAUCAACCCCCGUUAGCCCUCAAGUGCCCUGCACAACAAGUCACGCUUCCCGCACAAGCCCGGUUUAGUUUUUUUUAAUUAAACUGUGGCCUUAAAAGGUAAAAAAAAAUACCCCAUGUAUAAUAGAUGACGUUUCUCGCAAUGGGCCUUCUUCAUAGCACAUUUGCUGUCACAUAUAUACAGGAUGCUUCAAACAAAAAUGUUAACACUUCGGAGAAUUUGCAACAACUUCACGAGAAAUGUGUCUCCUCCUGGCUCUGGAGACCACCUGGAGAAGAUUCCAGGCCACGCGUUGACAAGUGGGAGGCUCUUUGACUUUUUGAAGCUAUCAACAUACUUUUGUUAUCACGUAACAAGCAUAUUAUUAUUAUUAUUAUCCGUUCUUUUCCAAUUUAAACGAUAGCCCCAUAUAAAGUGUUAAAAACAUUUACGCCCUACCCUGUAUGUGUGUUACAUCGUAUGGGAGCAACCCUGGAGAACUCGGCGGGGGAAGGAAUUCAAUGCAGAACAGAGAGAGAGAAUAUUCUUUGGGUCUUUCGGUAAAGUCACGUAGAUAGAAAAAAUACUAACAAUUAAAUAAUAAAAAAUAAAGUUGAUAAAAAAUAUAUAUAAAUAUCACGACGCUUCUCACCUGAUAACGGACGCUUGUGUUGCGACCGAAACGUCGUGUUCUUUUAUUAUUAUUUUUCUACCUACUUGACUUUACAGAAAGAACCAGAGCGUAUGUCAACCUCUAUGUGUAUAACGCUGUCAAUAGCGAGGGUGGAGAUCAUUUUAAACUUGCAGAUUUGGACCGGUAUUGUGUUUUGUAGUCUUCAUCAGCAUGCCACUGUGUUGGUAACACAAUUACCAAAGUGUACAUAAUAUCCAUGAAACACUCCCCACACGUAAGUGUGCAACAAUAUUCGUAGUUUCUGUAUUGAGAUUAAAUUCGAUGUUCUGCGCGGGAUUCAUUUUCGUGUGAAUUGCAGUUUGCCUGCAAUUCUUACAAUCAGAGCUUAACAGGCAAGCUUAGAGUAGCGUAGAGAAUUACCGGUGUAAGGCACUGCCACAAGCUAAGCUUCUCCAUAAUAACAAUCCUAUACGUAUUGUAUUGUACUCUAAUUAUUCCAUAAUCAUAGGAACAGGUUAGAAAAUGAGAUGAACGCAAGAAGGCGGGGUUGGUGUUAGUUUGGUCACGAUUACUCCAGGGUGAGCGUGCUGGGCUGUUCCGGCUGAGAUUAAACAUUGACGACAAAUCGGAAGUUUGCACUUAAGAUAACGCAUGAGCACCGUGAGUAGCAUUUGUACAUCUCACUGCUAGUGAUGAGGGGAGGGGGGGCAUUGAUUAAUCAUCAGCAGCCAGCCAGUCCACUGCUGGAUGAAGGCCUUCCCAAGCCACCACUACAAUCAUCAGCCUUAGUUUUUCGCCCAGCACUGGUUUGACAAAAUACCUGUUGUGCACGCGAAUAUAUUCGAUGUAAUGGAGCGGCCUCUAGUGGACGCUACUCCCUCCCCCCGCCCCCCCCCCCCCCCCCCCCCCCCAGCUGAUAGUCAGAGCUUAAUUUUUAUGUAAUAAUUUCAAGGGUAAAUGAAUAUUUUCCAGAGCUCAGGCUGAAAUGAAGGCGCGCCCUUUCGGUAGUGAUGUUCUAAAAGAGAAAUACGUCUUCGGAUGAUGCUGAUAAUGAAACUACGUAUUACUUGUUUCGCACCGUACGUAGCCAACCGUGCUAAUCGGAGGUGCGGGGGUGAUGUUGUUCUGACGAUGUGCUGUCUCUCUGUGCUUGUUAUAGAUAUGAUUCGCUCUGUCUCUCUUGGCUUGAGAGCACAAAGCCGCGUGUGCCUUUCUACUGUAGCGACCGCAACGUGUGGGAACAUCUCCCAUGGAAAGUGAAACGAUAUAAAUAUGAUAAUAUUAUUAAUGAUAAUAAAUUCCACUUACGUGAUAUAUUAA